AUGUCCACGAAACCCAUCUUCGUGGCUACGCAUCCGAGAGCGUGUAGCACCGCUUUCGAGAGGGUGUUCAUGACUCGUCGAGAUAUCCUCAACUGUGUCCACGAGCCCUUUGGAGACGCCUUUUACUUUGGGCCUGAGAGGCUCAGUGCAAGAUACGAGAACGAUGAGAAGGCUCGCGAGGAGAGUGGCUUUGCGGCCAGCACUUAUAAAACCAUCUUCGAGAGGAUUGAACGAGAGGGCAAAGAGCAAGUGCUUGGAUUGACUAAAUCUUCGCAAAUAUCACUACCGGAAAGCCCCUUCAGUUUGUAUUCUAAUCGCUCGGGGUCAAAUAUUCUACAGUACUUCGUUUUCAGCCCCACUGCUGGAAAACGCCUCUUCAUCAAGGAUAUCACCCACUACCUCGUCCCUCCGGAGGGCAAGCCCGCAAGCAUCGCACCUUCCCUCGGCGGAAAGAAGGUCAAGAAAGGAGUCGGCACAGACGGGAACACCAACGGCUCGCACCAGGCUCCCUACCCGUACGACACCGCCGCUGAGCCCGGCAACCCCACUGUCGUACCCGCCGCGAUCCUGAAGCAGUUCCACUUCACGUUCCUAAUCCGGCACCCGCGCUACAGCAUCCCCUCGUACUGGCGGUGCACCAUCCCGCCGCUCGACAAGGUCACCGGCUUCUACGACUUCAUGCCCUCGGAAGCCGGCUACGACGAGCUGCGCCGCGUCUUCGACUUCCUGCGCGCCGAGAAGCAGAUCGGCCCGGCUCUCGCGGGCCAGCACGGCCGAUUGGAAGACGGCGAGGUCAGCAUCACCGUCAUCGAUGCGGAUGACCUGCUGGAUAACCCGGAAGGCAUCAUCGAAGCGUACUGCAAGGAAGUCGGCAUCGAUUACAGCCCGGCGAUGCUGAACUGGGACUCCGAAGAGGACCAUAAGAGAGCCCGAGAAGCCUUCGAGAAGUGGAGGGGCUUCCACGAUGAUGCGAUCAACAGCACCUCACUCAAGCCGAGGAGCGCCGCCAAUAAAAAGAAACCCAAGACAGUAGAAGUCGAGGACCAGGAAUGGAUCGACAAGUAUGGGGAGCGGGCUCAGAAGAUCAUGCGGGAAUGCGUCAAUGCCAAUCUCCCGGACUACGAGUAUCUGAAGUCGUUUGCUAUCAAGGCUUGA
This is a messenger RNA of Amorphotheca resinae ATCC 22711, 1155 nucleotides long. RefSeq lists its product as hypothetical. The transcript is spliced from 5 exons. Lineage: Eukaryota; Fungi; Ascomycota; Leotiomycetes; Helotiales; Amorphothecaceae. The coding region runs from base 1 to 1155 and encodes 384 amino acids. The record is from RefSeq and is a predicted model, not a curated record.